AUGAAGUUCUCCUUAAACCCUGACAACUACCUUGAAGAUGGAAUUAUGAAUAUGGCAGCUUUCCUACGGGGCCUUGAAGAAAAGGGGAUAAAGAAUGAUAGGCCUGAAGACCAGUUGAGUAAAGAGAAAAAGAAAAUUCUGUUUUCCUUCUGUGAGGUGUGCAACAUCCAGCUGAACUCCGCAGCCCAGGCCCAGGUCCAUUACAAUGGCAAAUCCCACCGCAAACGAGUAAAGCAGCUGAGUGAUGGGCAGCCUCCUGCCCUAGCUCCGGACCCGGGACCUCCGCUGGCCAACCCUGGCACCAACACCAGCACAGAUAACUCAGCCUGGAGCCAAGUCUCGGUAGCACUGUGCAUUACCCUGGUCACAUACUGGAAGUUUUGUUUACCCAAGUUGGUUGCUCUUGAAGCUGGUGAAAGCCCUGCCAGGAUGUGGAGUGGACUUCCUAGCAGAGGCAGUACAUGCCACACUACUACCCUUCCUGCUCUUGUGCGCACACCUACCCUGAUGAUGCAGCCUUCACUGGAUAUCAAACCAUUUAUGUCUUUUCCAGUGGACAGUAGCUCUGCUGUUGGGCUCUUUCCAAAUUUUAACACAAUGGAUCCUGUGCAAAAAGCUGUCAUUAACCACACAUUUGGAGUGUCCAUUCCCCCAAAGAAGAAACAAGUUAUUUCUUGUAAUGUCUGUCAGCUUCGCUUUAACUCAGAUAGCCAGGCCGAGGCCCACUACAAAGGAAGUAAACAUGCCAAGAAGGUCAAAGCACUAGAGGCAACGAAAAAUAAACCCAAAAUGGUUUCUUCCAAGGACAGCGCAAAGGCUAAUCCCAGCUGCUCCAUCACUCCAAUCACAGGCAACAGCUCUGACAAAUCAGAAGAUAAAGAGAAGUUAAAAGCCAAUAGUUCCAGCCAGCCAUCAAGCUCUGAAGGUGGUUCAUUUCUCCUCAAAUCUGGCACAACACCCCUGCCACCUGGAGCAGCCAGUUCUCCCUCCAAGAGCACAAAUGGAGCUCCUGGUACUGUUGCUGAAUCAGAAGAAGAAAAAGCCAAAAAAUUACUUUAUUGUUCACUAUGCAAAGUGGCUGUGAACUCCCUGUCACAGCUAGAAGCACACAACACAGGAUCUAAACACAAGACCAUGGUCGAGGCUCGUAAUGGGGCUGGUCCUAUUAAGUCUUAUCCUAGACCUGGAUCAAGAUUAAAGAUGCAGAAUGGCAGUAAGGGGUCAGGACUACAGAACAAAACGUUUCAUUGUGAAAUCUGUGAUGUUCAUGUUAAUUCCGAAAUUCAACUCAAACAGCACAUUUCUAGCCGAAGACAUAAAGAUCGAGUUGCAGGGAAACCACUGAAGCCGAAAUACAGCCCUUACAACAAACUCCAGCGGAGCCCAAGUAUUUUAGCGGCAAAACUAGCAUUCCAGAAAGAUCUGAUGAAGCCUUUGGCGCCGGCCUUCCUGUCGUCGCCGCUGGCCGCUGCGGCAGCCGUGUCGUCCGCGCUGUCCCUGCCGGCCCGGCCGUCCGCCUCGCUCUUCCAGGCGGCCGCCAUCCCUCCCGCCCUGCUGAGGCCGGGCCACGGGCCCCUCCGCGCCGCUCCCGCCUCCAUCCUCUUCGCUCCAUACUGACGUCUGCCAGCCCCAGGUCGGUGGAGGCCAGUAGGCGGGUUGAGACGAAAGCCAAAAGGGUUCAGUAACUUAGGCAUUGUGCGUGGCAGGGCCCCCACCCAGCCACGAGAUGCAGCAGACCACCCAAGCCCCAGCUCCGAGCACACACAGGUCACUAGACCCAGGAGUGCUUUUAGGGACCGCUCCUCUUAUUUAGGAAUCUGCGCAGCACUGGCUAUAUCUCCCUACCCCGCUCCCACCCCACCCAUUCAAUUCGUGUAUCUGAGAUAUUUGGUUUCUUGAAAAUGUAAUGGUCAAAAAAAAAAAAAAAAAGUCAUUCUCUAUUUUUCCAUGGGUGCGAUCUAUCUGGCUUAGAAACGAUAUGGAAUGUUUUCCUGACAGACUUGAAAACUAGGCUCUUCCUCAGAUGUCUGUAAAUAACUCUGGAAUCCACCUGGGCAUAUUCUAGUGUGGCACAAAAACAGAUGAACUCAAGUGCUCGCUUGUGGACACCAUCUUACCACCGGAUCACAGCGUUUUCUUCUUGGUGUACUAUUGUUGACAGGGAUUGUGUACUGUUUUAGACCCAAGUACUGUUGUAUCCUGUGUAGUACUAGACCUGUACUUCUUGUCUGAAUUCAACAUUUUUAGUUGCUGUGUUAAUGUUAGGAAGCAAAGUAGCUUUGAAUUUUCUCUUUAAGAGAACAAAAGAUAAAGUAAUGUAUUUUCCUUAUUUCACACUUUAAUUUAGAGAAAUUUAAAUGAAAUAGAAAGCCAUAUAACAGCUAUAAUUACUACCUGUUUGCUCUUUGUGUUUAACUUAUUUUGUAGCUUCCUCACUGGUUUGAGUUGCUAAGCAAAUGUAUACACACAGAAAAAGAGCUUCCUAAAUUGCACAUUUUUGCACUUCCUGUGCAUUCUGCAAGAAGACAAUGAAUCCAUGUAUUUCUACGUAAUUAUCUUCAUUUUUAACCUGUUUUCAUUUGUAAUGAUGCUACAUAAUUUUGUGGCUCCCUAAUGCAAUAAUGUACAGAAGAUAAAAAAUUUAUAAUUGAGCAAUUCAUCUUUCUGUUCACUGAAUAUGUUGCAGGUCAUGCUCCCAGGCCCCCCUUUCUAAGCUGAUAUCAACAAGACUGGAAUGUUUGUGAUAUCAGGGGCAAGAGGUAUCAUAAAACAACAAAAUAGAGUGAACUCUUUUAGAGUAUCUAUAUCUGCAAUCUGUAAAUGGUAAAAUGUCUGUGUAUUUUUUUAAA
Messenger RNA from Cynocephalus volans (Philippine flying lemur), 2849 nucleotides. RefSeq names its product zinc finger protein 385B (gene ZNF385B). The transcript is spliced from 9 exons. Gene Ontology annotation, cellular component: nucleus. The record is from RefSeq and is a predicted model, not a curated record. The coding region runs from base 1 to 1617 and encodes 538 amino acids. Lineage: Eukaryota; Metazoa; Chordata; Mammalia; Dermoptera; Cynocephalidae. Gene Ontology annotation, molecular function: zinc ion binding; nucleic acid binding.